Messenger RNA from Closterium sp. Naga37s-1, 2016 nucleotides. The record is from the annotation of a GenBank genome assembly. Lineage: Eukaryota; Viridiplantae; Streptophyta; Zygnematophyceae; Desmidiales; Closteriaceae.
AUGCCCUUUCUGUCCCCCUACCUGAUCGCCCUCAAGUCUCCUCUCUCCGCAAGGCUGACGUGUGUGUUGAGUCUGGCUUCAGCACACGUCGAACUCUACCCAUCAAACACCUUACGUUUUCCCCCCUCGUGCGCUUUCUUCCCCGCUACCCAAAUCAUCGCUCACAGGACUGCUCUAUCCGCUUGGCUGACGGGCAGCACAGCACCGCCAGACGGCCAAGCAGGCAGUUCCAGUCGCAUCCAGUCAGCUUGUAACGAGGAUGGCUCGGCCGCCGUGUCAGUGUCGUGGGAGGACUGGCAGCGCGCGUACGAACAGGCGCGAGGCGCGGAGGGCAGGCAGCAACAGCAGGGGCGUGUGGGGAGCUUGGGGGUUGGAUGCAGUAGAGGCGAGCAGAGCAAAGGCAGGGACGAUGGCAGUGGGCGAGGGGAGGACUGGCAGUGUGCAUACGAGCAGGAGCAUGUGAAAGGGAUGCAAGGCGGACGGCAGGAGACGUGUGGGCAGGGCACGGAGCAGUGCAGCGGGGGAAGGGACGGGUGGGGGUGGGUGCGGGGGGUAGCAGCACAGCAUGGGGAGGGUGGAGGGGGGGAGAAGCAGGCGCAGAGGGGAGCUGUCGUGCAGAUGGGGGGAAAAGGGCGAGACGUGGGUGAUAUGCAGAUGCAGGGGCAUGCGCAGGGGCAGGGGCAGGGGCAGGGGCAGAGGGAGGGGCAGGGGGUUGCUGGAGGUGAUGGUGGUUGGGAGUGGCUCCCUCGCCCCUCUGCGCCGCCCGUAUGGGAGAUGACUGGUGCUGUGACGAGUGCUGUGGCGCAGUCUGUGUCUCACAGUGCUGUGGCGCUGCCUGAGGCUCACAGUGCAGGCCGUGGUUACCAGGAAGCACGGGCAGGGGCUGGUGUUGAAAGCGGUGCAGAGGGGUGGGGGAGAGCUGGCAUGGGUACAGGAGGGGGUGUUGGUGGGGUUGAGAGGAUGGGAGCGGAAGGGGAAGGAGGCAAUGCAGUGACUGGAGGAGGUGUGUUGGUUGCUGGAGUUCUGCCAUUCCAGCACACCUCUCCAGCCACCCCCUCUGCUAUCACACCAGUCUCUCCAGCCAUGCCUUCAAUGCCUCUCCACACUCUCACCAGCGCCAGAGGCUUGAGGCAGAACCGCCCUCUUAUAUCCGUCGGACCCUAUCAGGCCUACCCUGCAGACAUCAGGGUGGUCAUCAAGCCAUCCCUCCCCACCGCUCCUUCCAAAGCCGCCUCGAAGCGCCCAGCAUCCACCACUGCCAGCCCGGCUGCCAGGCUCGCAAGCACGGUGGCCCGUGUUGCCCGGGUGGUGGUGGGAGGGGGCAAGGUGCAGGUGAUGCCUGUGGCGGGCACGGUGCAGGUGACAUCUGGACGAGUGCGCCUGCUGGGACUGGCUGUUGCUCGGCUGCACCUCGCCCACCACUGGCCAUCGUCCACCUCGCACCUCCGCCUCCUCCUGCACAGCCCCUUCUCCGCCGCCCACACGUGCGCAUGCCGGUGGAGCAGCACCCGGCUCACACGGCCACACAGGCAUGCCAACAGCAUUCGAGACAGGGAGAUGCAAGCUGGUGCCAGCAGAGGCGCGGGUUCAGCUGGUGGGGGCGACAUGAGGGCCAGUCAUGUGAAUACAAGCAAUGGAUUGGCUCUUGAUGGGAGAGGGAAUGGCAGGGAUGGUGUGUGUGUGAGUACAGACUCUAGACCUGGGGAAGGGGGCCUGUGGAGUGGAGGGAGGGGGGGGGUGGAGCAGCAGGGGAGUGGGGAAGCAGGGAGCGGUGGUGGUGGUGUGGUGCAGGUGGCGAGGGCCAAGGCGUGUGUGCCCAUGUGGCAUGGCAUGGAUGUCAGACUCACGGGCUCUAUGUGUGUCAAGGUGCCUUGGGUGAGUGUCAUGGUGCCUUGGGUGAGUGUCAUCGUGCCUUGGGUGAGUGGCAUGGUGCCUUGGGUGAGUGGCAUGAUGCCUUGGGUGAGUGGCAUGGUGGGUCGGGUGAGUGGUGCAUUGGGUGAGUGGUGCAUUGGGUGA